AUGAGCAACAGCAACCCGAUGGCCACGUGCGUCAAGGCCGAGCAACCCAUGACGGGGUCCAGGCCUGACACAGAGACCCGUGCAACGGCAACAUGCGCUUCCGCAGUAGCCACCACGGAAGCCGCAGCACUGUCGUCGGCAGCGGCGGACUUCAGUGCCAUUCCGACGAGCAAUGCACUUUUGAGUGCGCGACUGAAAAGAGAGCUGAAGUCUCUCUGGUGUGCGAAUGACCCCGCCACCAUGGCACUUCGAGACACCAGCAGAACGAUAAUGGCUCGCGGCACACCGCCCAAGUCCGCUGAGGUGGCCUCCGUUGUACCGCCCUUCAAGGUCGGUACGGUUGAAAUAUACCGCCGCUUUCCGGAGGCCUACGAUCUGCUCAUGGACCACCACAACUGCACUGCCGUGCGCCACACACUCCUGGAGGACGUGCUGGGCCGCAUUGCUCGCACGGGUACUAUAGCGCCAGGACCAGUGGAUGCCGCUGCGGAGACUUCGGGGCAGCGCCGCACGCAGCCGUGGGUACGUGUGGCGGACUUUGGGUGCGGCACGGGACGCAUCGAGGGGAUGGUAGCGCAGCACCCUGCCGUUCAGGCCAUCUACGCGUACGACAGCGAGGUAUCGAUGCUGCGGCGCUGUCUGGCGAACACCGUCCGGAGUGCAGCUCAGUCCGGUCAUUACGACACCGUGACUCUGCUACCCGUGGCCGCGCCGGCAGAGACGAUGGGAGAAGGCAAUACUCCCAGCGCCGCCUCUCACGCGCUGUCGUCACCAUCUGUGUUGUGCGGCGCGGACCAUAGCAAGGCGGAAACAAAGGCGCCAUCAGCAGUGCUGCAACUGUGCCUCCGCCCUGUACCGUUUCAGGCAAUUCAGUCAAACUUUCUCACAGAAACGCAGCACCCCCGCUGCCCCCUGGUUGUCUGCGCGUGGUCUCUCUCCUACGUCAUGCGAAUGCAGUGGGGCGAGGACCGCUGGCACGCUGCUGUAGACUCGGUUGUGCAGUCACUGCUAAGUCUGCUUGAUAACACGCGCUCGGAUGCGGCGGUGGUCAUACUAGAGACGCUGGGUAACGGCUCUGCGGUCCCGACGCGGCAGAGCACGUACACGCAGCGGCUGGAGGAGCGCUUUGGGUUCACACGGACGUGGGUACGCACGGACUACGAGUUCAAGAGCACAGCCGACGCAGAACGCAUGGUGCGCUUUUUCUUUGGCGAAAAGAUGCUGGCGCAGCUCACCUCAGACGAUGUUCGUAGUGGAGCCGGAGAGAAUGGCGUUACUGACGACACGGGUAGUGGUGGCGGCUGUCGCCUAAUGGAGUGCACGGGCAUUUGGACACACUGGAAGGCGAGAGAAGCGCCGGCGGGAGCCACUCAGUGA
Messenger RNA from Leishmania braziliensis MHOM/BR/75/M2904, 1377 nucleotides. RefSeq lists its product as hypothetical. The record is from RefSeq and is a predicted model, not a curated record. NCBI's taxonomy places the organism in Eukaryota, Euglenozoa, Kinetoplastea, Trypanosomatida, Trypanosomatidae. The transcript has a single exon. Bases 1 to 1377 code for a protein of 458 amino acids.